Molecule: messenger RNA, 507 nt
Organism: Mercenaria mercenaria
Lineage: Eukaryota; Metazoa; Mollusca; Bivalvia; Venerida; Veneridae
Product: putative nuclease HARBI1
Exons: 1
Coding region: 1-507 (168 amino acids)
Source: RefSeq, a predicted model, not a curated record
AUGUCAGGCAACACCGUGUCAAUCAUCAUCCGAGAGGUCUGUCAAGCCAUCAUCGACGAGUUCAUGGCAGAGGUAGUACAGACUCCCACGACACAAGAACAACGGUUGGCAGUUGCUGAGACGUUUGAAACCAGGUGGCAGUUACCACAUACCCUCGGCGCUUUAGAUGGAAAACACGUAGCCAUUGAAUGUCCUCCAGGUGGUGGAUCUGUCUUCUACAAUUACAAAAAGUUUCAUUCCAUUGUGAUGAUGGCCUUUGCGGAUGCCGACUACAAAUUCCUGUGGGUGGAUGUUGGGGAACCUGGCGGAACAUUAGACAGACUGAUAUGGAAUGCUUGUGAACUCAAGCAGUAUGUUGAAGAGGGAUUGAUGGACAUCCCCCAUGCAGCACCCCAAGAUGACAGGCCCCUGCCGUACUGGUUCAUUGGUGAUAAUGCGUUUGGGAUGAAGACCUGGCUCCUCAAACCAUUCGCCAAGCGGGGACUCACCGGGGAGGAAAGGAUUUGA